AUGAACGGAGGGUGAAGCGGCUGCAGGUCCUACUUUGUUCACUGCAGAGCUGCUGCUGCACGCUGAGUUUGUGUGGGACGAUUUCAAAAGGGGAAAAAAAGAUGCCUUUCACCCGCUCCAAGAAGCUGGCCGUCCAGCCUGCGUCCACCAGGAUGAGUCUGAGGAGCUUCCGCAGCGUCCCUCUGGUUCCCAUGGAGACGUCCUCCUCUUCCUCUGAUGACAGCUGCGACAGCUUCGGCUCAGACGGAGGCUUUGCAAAUACGAGGAGCAUAAGACAGACGAGGAGGAUGGCGGAGAAAGCGAAGGUGUUUGAGGCCACAUCAGAGGAGGAUACAUGCAGCGGGUUUGAGGAGAAUGUGAUCAGCAGCCGGAUAAAAGCCAUGAAAGUAGUCGCUGAGCCUCCAAGACAACGCCGCAGGUCGAACGUCCUGAAGGUUGCCAUGACGUUUCCUUCCAAAAAGACGGACAGGAAGAGGCCUGCAUCUGAACCGCUGCCUCAACCUAAAGCUCAGGAGUCCGACUCUGAGGAGGAUAACUUUAUGAGCAAGAGAGCCCUGAACAUUAAGGAGAACAAAGCAAUGCUUGCAAAGCUCAUGGCAGAACUGGACAAAGUGCCUGGACUCUUCCCAGGAAGACAAAUAUCGAAGUCGGCAUCAACUACGCCCCAAAGGGCACCUAGGCAGUCUGUGGGAACCCCACGAGCCCGUAGGAGGUCCUCAAGGCAUUUGUCUCGCCCUCACACACGGUCUCGCUCGCUGGUGGACGGACCCCCGAGCCCAACUCCAGAGGAGGAGCCUGAGGACAAGUUCAGUUUGGUUCGCAAGAGCCGCGACUUUGAUGAAUACGAUGAACCUCCCCAUCGCCGCUCCUUCAACGGCGCCAAGGCCAUCCCUCAUGUGGUGCGUCCGGUGGAGGACAUCACAGAAGCAGAGCUGCAGAGAAUCUGCACCAAUGUGCGGGAGAAAGUCUACAACAGCUCCACUGGAUCCACUUGCCACCAGUGCCGCCAAAAGACGACUGACACCAAAACGAACUGCCGUAACCCUGAGUGUCAGGGCGUGCGGGGUCAGUUCUGCGGUCCGUGUCUCCGUAACCGCUACGGAGAGGAGGUCCGAGACGCUCUGCUGAAUCCAGACUGGCAGUGUCCGCCUUGCAGAGGGAUCUGUAACUGCAGCUUCUGUCGGGCCCGAGAAGGUCGCUGCGCUACGGGAGUGCUGGUUUAUCUCGCUAAAUACCACGGCUAUGAUAACGUGCACGCCUACCUGAAAAGCUUGAAGAAGGAGCUGGAGGAGAGCAGCGAGUGAAAGAAGCUGCUCCUGAUGAUCCUGGACCUGAUUGACCACUUUGACACGCACAGCGGAAAUGUCUUCGAUGUUUGAAGCAUUUUACUGGGAUGCUUACUGUUCCUUUUGUUAAAUUUCGUAUUUUUUGAACGUUGACUGAUAACCAGAGGAGCCACAGUUCUCUCUACAUGUGUUUUUUGUUUUAGUACAUAUUUCUUUCCUGUUUUCAAGAGUUGAGAUCUCACUUUUACACUGGUUGCUUGAGCAAAACAAAUUUUAGGAGUGGGUCUCAACUGCAGUCUUAGCGUUAAGAUGACUGUCUCAUCCUAACAUCAGGGUUCUCACCAGGAUUUUUUUUACAGCGUAACGGCAGGUUGAGACGGCCCGACACUAUGCUCAAGCGCAACAGCCUUCAUUAAAUCUCGUGAUCGGCCGGCCCAGAUGUCAGCCAAUGAGCGUCACGCAGAUGCUCCAGAUGCUCGUGAUUUAGGUCACUAUUCACCAUACACGGCAUCACGUACGCGACUGACACGGCCCGUUACGCUGAAAUGCGCUGGCGAGAACCCUGCUAACAUGUACAUAAAAGCUGAAAAAAAUCCUUUUUAUAGCUGUACCUGCCAACUUUAGGCUUGUUUAGAUGAUCUGCUGUGUUUUACAUUGUUUUAAAUGUACUGCUUUUCUACUGCUCACUUGGAUGUGAAUUGGCCUCCAAAGGUUCCAUCUUUGUGCCUUUUUUAGAGUUGCCAAUUUUUGCUUGUGUUUUUACAAGUUUUUUAUCCUUUUGGUAUAUAAAAAAAGCUUUACUUGGGAUGUCCUGUAGAAAUGGCCCAGUGAUCUGCCUGCUGUGGGGGGUGGGGGUGCAGGUGGAAAGGGCAAAGACUGAGGUCCACUGCUUCUCCCCUUUCGAAGCCGAGAGGAACCGUGUGAUAUACUACAGCGCCUGGUUAAAUAUCCUUCAUUAGAUAACUGUCACUAAUGGUGUGGAAACAAUUAGCACACUCUAAUGGGAAUCUCAUACCUGUAAAUCAUUUUAUCCUGUUAAAGCACAUUCUCGCUCUGCUCCAGUCUCUUUGGCUCAUUUUCUGCCUUACACUGUUAAGUAGGAAUGGUUGAAGGUGCCACUGAAGUGGCAAUAGAGUUAUGGCCUGCAUUUUCUGUUCAGAAGUGUCAUACUCCGCACGAAAUGACAUGGAAUUAACCUUUGUGCCGUUCAUCUCUGCAAUGUACUUCAUUUGACCCGCGCUAGGAAAUACUCUGAUUAUAUGAUACAGUUUGAAAAUAAUCAACGGUUGAGCUUUCUUCUUUACUGUAAUGGCAGGUGGAGGUUAUGUGGCUGCUGCUUUACUUAUCAGGCUGUGCAGCCUUAACAGGGAGAGUGAUGCUGAACUGUCGAAGGGGAUCUCUGUUAAAGGCGACGCUUGCUUUGCGUUAACUGUACAUUUUCAUUAAAGCGUUAAUCACUACAGAA
This is a messenger RNA of Acanthochromis polyacanthus (spiny chromis), 2751 nucleotides long. RefSeq names its product cell division cycle associated 7a (gene cdca7a). The record is from RefSeq and is a predicted model, not a curated record. Gene Ontology annotation, biological process: regulation of DNA-templated transcription. NCBI's taxonomy places the organism in Eukaryota, Metazoa, Chordata, Actinopteri, Pomacentridae. The transcript is spliced from 10 exons. Bases 102 to 1304 code for a protein of 400 amino acids. Gene Ontology annotation, cellular component: nucleus.